Caenorhabditis remanei is the source of this 393-nucleotide messenger RNA. RefSeq lists its product as uncharacterized. The transcript has a single exon. The coding region runs from base 1 to 393 and encodes 130 amino acids. Lineage: Eukaryota; Metazoa; Nematoda; Chromadorea; Rhabditida; Rhabditidae. The record is from RefSeq and is a predicted model, not a curated record.
AUGGAUCAGAAUCUGGCAAUUCCUGAACUCCGUCUCCAACCAUUUCUCCAACUGGUGGUUUACCACUGUCUACUCCGUUAUCCGUUGGAGUUGUCUGAUGAAGUGGGGGAAUCUGUUGUUGCUGUUGAAAUUGUGGUUGUCCUGGAGGCGGCGGUGGCGGUGCAACUGCUCCAAAAUUUCCUCCCGGUGGAGCAUUCGGAUCCAUAUUCACGUAGGGAAGACCGCCCAAAUUCUGAUAAUUGUCAUCACCGGACGAACGAAGUGGAUCAUUUGGAACAUUUGCUGCAUCAUAUGGAUCUGCCAUUCUUCUUUCGUUUCCAGCAGAUGUUUUAUUCCUCUUUUAUUGAUUGGUUUUACCGUCGUUCCGUUGAUUCAAACAAAACACAGAAAUGA